Molecule: messenger RNA, 960 nt
Organism: Homalodisca vitripennis (glassy-winged sharpshooter)
Lineage: Eukaryota; Metazoa; Arthropoda; Insecta; Hemiptera; Cicadellidae
Product: short coiled-coil protein B-like
Exons: 4
Coding region: 310-735 (141 amino acids)
Cellular component (GO): trans-Golgi network
Source: RefSeq, a predicted model, not a curated record
UGGUGUUUCUUCUGCUGUCACUAUUCUCUAUUGUAGUGUAGUAGAUACAGAAGGUGUGUUGAGUUUGUAUUAGUGUUUAAAGGUAGAUAUAGGUUGGUUGGAUGUGAAAGCUUACGUUGAGUACAGUCUAAUUUGUGAUAGUGUUCUUUAUAUUACUGUACAAAAUACAAGAUUGCUGUAGAACCUGUGUCUAUGUGUUUGUUUUAUUAGUAGCGUGAGUUGAAAGACACUUUAUUUUUCCAAUUACUCAAGAAACUAAUAUACAGUGGUGUGCUUCAUAGAUUGGCAGUUAUACUAGUCUGUAUCAUAAUGGAAGGAGCUCCUGCAAAAAUACAAGAAGAAAUUAACAACAUUCCAUUAGCAGAUGAUGACCCACAAGCAAUUAUUCAGGAAGAUGGAGAAACUGUUGAAAUGUCUCAAACAUCAGAUGCUUUGAUGCGGGGACGCAGUUUUGAUUCCAUACCGUCUACAUUUACUAAUGGAAGCAGUAGUCCUGGACCUCAUAGUCUGGAUCCAGAUAUAAGUCCAGAUGAAAUAGAAGAAAAGUCUCGCUUAAUUUCACAAGUUUUGGAACUUCAAAACACUCUAGAUGAUUUAUCUCAGAGAGUUGAUAGUGUUAAAGAAGAGAACAUGAAAUUGAAGUCUGAAAAUCAAGUGCUCGGCCAGUACAUAGAAAAUCUCAUGUCUGCCUCAAGUGUAUUCCAGUCAACUUCACCAAAGAACAAGAAGAAAUAAGCCACACAUUCUGUUAUAGUAUUGUUCCAUUCAGAUUCUGUAUUUGCCUUGAACCUAAAUAUUUUAAAACUUUAUUGCACAUGUUUAUUCAAUGUGGAAGACUUUUUGCAAUUGUAAUGAUAAGCAAAUUGUAUCAUUUUAACUGUGCCACUAUUAGAAUGUUAGGAAAUAUGAGAGAUGGGAAAUACUCAAAAUGGAUCACUUUUAUCAUUAUUGGAAAACUUA